UUUCGAUGGAUGCGCUGAGGUAUUUAUUCAUUCGUCCUUCAUAAUUUCGAGCCGUUCAGAUAAUUUUAAAAGUGUCAAGCUGGUUAUCCUUUAGGGCGAGUUUUAUAAUUAUCUGACGAGCUAUUUCGGAUACCUAGAGGGAUGGGACGGAUGCGAGCGGACAAAAAACCAACGGAGCGCAUGCCGCUCUGAUGCUGGCCGUAUCUUGGACGGAACGAGAUCAAUGGCUUGGCGCCGAUUUCACCACUAUCGGAAUAUCCACUAGAUAUUCCGGGGCCAGGGCGUGGUGGAGACAAAAGUUUGAGGACAACACAUAUUGACGAAUGGAACUCUUUAUCAUAACAUCUUCACUUUUGAGGACUAAUAAAUGGAGAUUGAAGAAUAAAGCCAGAGCCGGAAACCAUUCUCUAGUCCCCAGAAUUUCACUUUGUUUGCGGCAUGUUAAUGUUGAACCCGAGUAAUCGCGGCACCAAUGUCAUCCGCAAACAUAACAGAAAUAAUCACUCACAAAAAACACUGCCAAAUUAACUAGGUUGUUGACACCAGUUCCCCAGUAAGACGAAAUACAAAUCGCUUAAUUCCGAGCUAAUAGGGAAUCGAAAGACUCCUCAUCCUAUUUGGGUCAUGGUCAUUGUACUUAGACCUCGGGAGUGAGAAUAACUCCAAGAUAUCAAUACGUCUCCGUGAGCCUCCGAACAAGAUACUCUCCCGAAUUGAUCCUUUCAUACUUCUUCGCCCCCAGCUCACCGCCAAACGUACCAGGAAUCGCCUCGAUAAAUUUGUGGAAAUUGGGGUUACAAAAAUAGGCCACACUAUAGCGCGCCGGAUAUACGUCUGAAUUCUCAUCACCUCCUUGCCUUGGAGGAGGUUCCACAACUCGAUGAUGCGUGCUUUUGAUCUGAUCAUUGGCCCACCGCGCGAGCAAAUCGCCAGCAUUUAUCACAAUGGUGUCGGCAAUUGGGACAGCGUCGAUAAAGGUUCCCUUGGGAGAUCGGACUUGCAGACCGCCCCGGGCAUCCUGGAAAAGUAGCGUAAUAGACCCGUAGUCGCUAUGCUCCCCCGCGCGAACUUGGCCCUCAUUGUCCCUGAAAACGGAUUUGGGAACGGAUGGAUAAUGCAAGAGUCUCAACGUGUUAUCCCCAGCGUCGGUGUACUCGUCGAAGAAGCUUUCGGGAAGACACAUGCCUAGGGCUAUGGCGCGCAUAAUCUUGAUAUGUAGCUCUUUGCAUGUCAGGAAGAAUGCUCUCAUGAUCUCCGUGAACACCCUUCCUUGAUCAUCUAUCUUGUCGGGCCAUUGAUUCGGGCACCCCUCUUCAUCUUCACGGCCGAUCUCAAAGCUCUCUUUUAAAUCGGGGAUUGUUUCCCUCAUCUUCUUGAUCUCGUCCAUGUCGGAGGACUGGGUGACUUUCUCCCGGCCCAUGGCCGUAUAACCCCUGUUCGCUUGCGCGGUUGUCCAUGCUAAACUGUCCUUUUCAGGCCGUGGCCUUCCAAAGAAUCCAGCAGAUGUGUUGAAGAUAUUCUUCACAAUCGAUGGAGGAAUUCCGUGGUUUUUCAAGUAUAAGAAUCCCGACGUUUUGAAGGCCUUUGUUAUGGAAAUUCCCACGGCAUGUCUGUCGGCUGGGGUACCAGUAAGAUAGGGUUCAAAGUCGAUCACCUAGGAAAUCGGAUUGUGGGUAUAGCUCUAUUAGCUAAUCUGACUUUCACGAGUAUUUCAGGAAUUUUUGACGGCGGCAGAUUUAGAGGCAGGCUUACAGGAAUGACCAAGUCAUCUUUGGAGACUCCUUCUGAAAUAGGAUUGCAUUCCUGGAUGGGAGACAUAUUCCUGACAGCCCUUCCUCACAGCAAUUCUCCCUGUGUCAGUCGUCGGAUUGUGAGAAGUGAGUGGGGUACUUACUGAUGGAGAGGAUCAAACCCUGCCUGCACUGGGUAGAAGAGACAGUGCCAAAGCAAAGCAGGUGUGGUAAUGCUAUGAUUCGAGCGAGAACAGAGAGUACUCUUCUGUAGUAGAAGCUGGUAAAAGUAGAUGAAUAAAUGCGAUCACUGAGAGCAGAUUUUGGUGUUGUUAACCUUGCCAUUCAAGUCUCACAGGUAUAAGCACCGGAUGUAACGCCAGUGCCAAUUUUAUGCAGGAUUUGUCGGCCGGGACACGGUUCACCCUGCACAAAUCCCCCAACGACAAUUAUAUUACAUGUGUAGAAAUUCUCCAGGUGCAGUACAGCGCCUACGAAGAGAACGAAGAGAACGAAGAGAACGACACGCGCAACUUCGAUGUCCCUUUCCACAUUUCGUCUCAUUAUCACGAUACAAACAGCCGGAUUCCAGGGUCGCCUGACGCGAUACCAUUUCUUGGCACCGGAAGCUUAUCUUUAUCACUGGAAGUUGCCCCACCUCCCGCAUUUUAGCGGUGCCGCUAAAAGAAGCCCCUAGAGCUUAACUAGACACACGCCGGACCGUUAGGCAUGGUUAGGGUUCCCUCCUUACCUAUCGCCCGGUAUUUAAUGGGUGUGUCUGGAAGACGCUGUAGGGUGUGUUAAGGAUAUCCCCCCGGAGAUGGGGGAUUCGAUUUAGGGACAUUUUUAGAACACUUCGUACGAGUACUCAAGUUAGAGCUGCUCGUCACCACGUAAACCAAACCUUUCUUGCGUGCGCUGCACAUGAGUUAUCAAUGGCAUGUAAUUCUUGAUGAAAUACAUAUCCAUGCUAUAGUUACCCCUCCACCAAGCUGGAAAUUCAAAGACACACACUUGAACCAAAAAUCUCAGGAAGCUCCCUACAUCACUCAACUACCGAACUCUCACAAAAGGCCAUGACAGAAGCAAAUGAAGGGCAAAUGCCCGUGUACCCAAUUAUUGACAUUCACACCCAUGUCUAUCCAGACUCCUACCUCAGCCUCCUCCGCUCGCGCACAACGGUACCAUACAUCUACGACCCCCCGGAUGGUAGCCCCGCACGCCUCAUCAUCCUCUCUUCAGAUGACAGCCCCUCCAUCCCGAAAGAGAAGCGUGGCCGUCCCGUCGACUCCAGCUACUCAGACAUCAGCCUCAAACUUGCAUUCAUGCGCAAGCACAACAUCACCACAAGCGUGAUAUCCCUCGCGAAUCCAUGGCUGGAUUUUCUCCCUGCGCAAGACGCGUGUCGUUGGGCAGAGAGGAUCAAUAACGAUCUGGAGAGCAUAUGUGCUGAGCAAAAUGCAAAGGCGGAGGCGAAGAGGAAUAGCAGUAGUACUGGCGAAACAUUGCCGUUGAACGAGUUCUAUUCGCUUUUUGCCUUUGGCGUAUUACCCCUCAGCGCGCCGGAUCCAAAUGCCAUCGUGAACGAGAUAUCCCGUCUUGCAUCGUUGAUGUUUAUCCGUGGCGUCAUCAUGGGCACGUCGGGACUAGGAAGUGGACUGGACGAUCCAGCGCUCGAUCCGGUCUGGGCGGCGUUGGAAAGGACCCGGACGCUCCUAUUCCUGCAUCCGCAUUACGGGCUACCCAAUGCCGCCUUUGGUGGCGAUGAAACCGUGGAGCGCUAUGGCCAUGUGCUGCCGCUCGCGUUAGGGUUUCCCCUAGAAACCACAAUUGCGGUAACGAGAAUGUACCUGGCCGGUGUAUUUGAUCGGUUUCCGAAGUUGGGCAUCCUGCUGGCCCAUUCUGGUGGUACGCUGCCGUUCCUAGCGGGCAGGAUUGAAAGUUGCGUUGCCCAUGAGAGGAAAUUUCUCGCGAACGGGGGGAAUGUUGCUGGGCCAAAGAAGAGCUUAUGGGAUGUACUGAAUCAGAAUAUUUAUCUGGAUGCUGUCAUUUACGGGGAGGCGGGACUGAGGGCUGCUGUGCAUGGGGCAGGGUCUGUGGAUCGAGUUCUAUUUGGAACCGAUCACCCCUUUUUCCCUCCCCUUGAUGGUAAGGAUAAGCAAUGGCUGAGUGUCGUGAUGAACCAGAGAGUUAUCGAUGGCGCUUUCGGAGCUGAGUCGGAUACUGCAAAGGCCAUUUUGGGAGGCAAUGCUGUCAAGAUUCUAAAUCUUGAGAGCUAGGAGAAAGAUCAUAGUUCCAAGAAGUACGGAAAAGUAAAACUUGUUGCGUAGGCAAUAUGGUUUGGAGUAUCAUUAGAUAGGAUAAGUAUAUAGAUAUGCCACGUCAAAUUGACAGAAAGUCCUUCCAGUCAUAAUCAGAAUGCCGGACAUUCGGCAUCCUGACAUUUCGUCUUCCCACAGAUAUCAAGAUAGGAACUGUGAUAAUAGCGAAUGUAGAAAUAAUACAGCUGUAAAAAAC
This is a messenger RNA of Blastomyces dermatitidis ER-3, 4247 nucleotides long. Its product is annotated as uracil-5-carboxylate decarboxylase. Gene Ontology annotation, molecular function: carboxy-lyase activity; hydrolase activity. The transcript has 2 exons. The coding region runs from base 2807 to 4009 and encodes 400 amino acids. Gene Ontology annotation, cellular component: cytosol; cytoplasm. Lineage: Eukaryota; Fungi; Ascomycota; Eurotiomycetes; Onygenales; Ajellomycetaceae. The record is from RefSeq and is a predicted model, not a curated record. Gene Ontology annotation, biological process: secondary metabolic process.